ACACUGCUUUGUUCAACAGUAGGGGAGAGAGCAGACGAGCACAGUUGGCUUUGCCAGCGAGAAGACUCGAUAAGUACAGUCUGCUAGGGCGGGCUAUCCUAUCUUACCUUUGUCUAGCUGUGUCCUAGCGUAUCCUUAAAUAUUUGUCUUUCUCGCACUCUAAGGAUUUGUAUCGAGGGAUGUCAAAGCGAGUACGAAGCAGAGAGGUCUGCGCUGAUUGCAGUGCUCCGGAGCCACGCUGGGCCUCCGUUAACAGGGGUGUGUUGAUUUGCGAUGAGUGCUGCAGCAUCCAUCGAGGUCUGGGGCGACACAGCUCUCAAGUCCGGCAUCUGACUCAUUCUCCAUGGCCAUCCUCCCAGUUACAGAUGGUCCAGACACUGUAUGGCAAUGGAGCUAAUUCCAUAUGGGAGCAUAGCCUUCUGGACCCUUCCUCUUCAGUGAGUGGGAAGCGCAAAGCCAACCCCCAGGACAGAGUUCAUCCCAACAAGACCGAGUUCAUUAAGGCCAAAUACCAGAUGUUGGCGUAUGUCCAUCGGAUGCCUUGUCGGGAGGAUGACAGUGUAACCGCAAAAGACCUCAGCAAGCAACUCCAUUCCAGUGUUCGGACUGGAAACCUGGAGACCUGCCUAAGACUCUUAUCUUUGGGAGCACAGGCCAACUUCUUCCAUCCAGAGAAAGGGAACACCCCUCUACACAUAGCAGCAAAAGCAGGACAGAUGUUACAAGCAGAACUGUUGGCGGUAUAUGGAGCUGAUCCCGGGGCUCUGGACUCCAGUGGAAAGACCCCCAUCGAUUAUGCAAGACAAGCUGGGCAUCAGGAGCUGGCAGAGAGGCUAGUGGAGAUACAGUAUGAACUCACUGACCGGUUAACAUUUUACCUAUGUGGCAGAAGACCAGAUCACAGAAAUGGGCAACACUUCAUCAUUCCACAGAUGGCAGACAGAAAUAACAGCCUGGAUUUGUCAGAGUUUGCAAAAGCGGCAAAAAAGAAGCUCCAGUCGCUAAGUAACCAUCAGUUUGAAGAACUUGCCAUGGAUGUUUAUGAUGAAGUUGACAGAAGAGAAACAGAUGCAGUGUGGUUGGCCACCCAGAACCAUAGCACACUUGUAACAGACACCACAGUUGUGCCUUUUCUGCCCGUCAAUCCAGAGUAUUCAUCUACCAGAAACCAGGGUCGUCAGAAAUUGGCAAGGUUUAGUGCUCAUGAAUUUGCCACCCUGGUCAUUGAUAUUCUAACGGAUGCUAAACGACGGCAGUGGGGUAAUUCCUGUGAAAGUCCCAAAGAGAAUGUGGAGCUGAUCCUUCAGGGAAUAGACAGUCGCCAUAACAGUGAGAGCCAGGACAAUGACCAGCCCGAUUAUGACAGUGUGGCGUCAGAUGAAGAUCCGGUGCAAGAGGCCACCUGUGGGGACAGCUGCAAUGACAGAAGGACCAAGAGCUCGGAGUCAUCUGACCUCUCUGAUGGACCAAUCACAGUGCAGGAAUUUAUGGAGGUGAAGAGCGCCCUCACCGCAUCAGAAGCUAAAAUACAGCAGCUUCUUAAAGUCAACUGUCACCUUAGUGAAGAGCUGCGGUUGAUGCAGGGCAAGCUCAACACCCUGCAGACUGAAAAUACAACACUGCGGUGGCAGACCCCCAGCGGACAACACCACCAGCAGGGGCCCUUUGGUCGACACCCACCCCGCGGAGGUCGUGCCAUGUCCAUGUAUGAGACGGGCUCUGCUCCGAGGCAGUACCUCCACCGAGUCGAAACAGCUCGGCAUGAGGAUGGAGUCAUUUUACAACCCUUCCCAAGCAAUAUUGGGAGGGGUCCAUUGGGGACGGCUGCUUCCUCCCUUCCUACCUUCCCCUCUUCCCUGUCCUGGUCGUGGGAUGAGAGAUCUCGAAGGGGCUGUAGUCUGGAAGGACAGAGUAUCAUGCUGGAGAAUGAUUAUGACACCACGCCCAACCACUCUGAACUGGAGGAGACUAGCAGCCCUCUUACAGCCUCUGAAGCAGUGGAGCCAGGGGAGGAGGGGGAGGAAGAUGCCACCCUGCCAUGCACAGAGGACGUCAUCUGUAAGACUGAGCAGAUCACUAAGAACAUACAGGAGCUUCUGAGAGCUGCCCAGGAGACCAAACAUGAAAGCUUCCUACCUUGUUCAGAAAAGAUCUGCAUGGCUGUGUCAGAGAUGGCUGCCCUGUUUCCCAAGAGGCCGUCCUCAGAGACUGUGCGAGGUUCUCUGUGUCUGCUCACUUCGAGCGCCAGCCGGCUCCAUGGAGAGUGCCAGAAGGCCGCAGAGCACAGCCCCUGCCCAUCGGACAUCCAGCUGGUCACUCAGCAGGUCAUCCAGUGCGCCUAUGACAUUGCCAAAGCUGCCAAGCAACUUGUCACUGUGACAACCAAAGAAAACAGCAACUAACUAAAACACAGACAUUCCUCAUACACCCAAAAUACAGUUCAUCAGUGAUGUUGCUCACUACAGCGUAAUCAGUGUUAGUGCCAUUUUUUUGUUUUCUAUGUGUGUGUAUAUAUAUAUAUAUAUAUAUAUCAUGCAAAAUUACAGAUCAUUUUGUUGUUUUGGUUUCAUGGUAAUACAGACUAAGGACCAAAUCUGUUACUAUUCCUUACCUCACAAAGAGAUAACAUUUAAAUCCACACAAUUUCCAGAAGUGCACUGGUGGGGGUGGGUGGGUGUGUGUGUGUGUGUGUGUGUGUAUAAAACAAAUAGAACAAGCAGGUGAACCUUCUACAUUGUACUUUUCUCCAUAGAGGUCAACAGUUCUGGUCCUUGAGAUCGGGUGUCAGGUAUGGCUGAGCUGCCAGAGAGGACAGAAGUCUAAAAGACACCCGGCAUCAAUGAUUAUUAUUGAUGGACCUUCAUCUACACCAGCGACAGUUUAUUUGCCUUUAUCCAUUUUAAAUGUUUUUAAAGACGCAAUGACAGUAUUUUAAUCUUGAAUCAGUGUGACAACACUUGCCCACAUGUUUAGUAAGCAAAUGCUUCAGUGCACUGAGCACCAUGUAAGUCGCCAGCAAUUCAGUGAAGUGUGCAAACUUUCACUCCAUCCAGCAGCUCCAGCAGGUGAUUUCACUGUCCAACCCCUCCGCUCGGGUUGAAGAUGUGUUUUUAAGUAAAGUAUCAGUAGUUUUUGGUUAUAAUGUUACAGCCAUACUUCCGCUGGGGUGGGGGUGUGUGUGUGUGUGUGUGUGUGUGUGGGGGCGCAGUCGUCACAGAGAUGGGCUCCAUGGCUGUGUGAAAACCAUUUUGAAUCAAUUUUAAUAGCAUUAUGCAAAUAUAUAAGAUGUAUGUAUCCAUGUAAUUCUUUAUCAAAAUAACCCAAAUGUUAAUCUAUUUAUAAAUUGAAUGUCAUACCUCUAAGAAAAUAUCAAUGUUUAUUUUCAUAAGCUUUUGUUUUUAACAUGAUGCUCCUCACAGACUAACUCUUGCUCUGAGGUUUGGGACGUCUCAGCUGGCAGUAAGUUAUAGGCAACUUGUGAUCUCUGUUUAUUUGGUGUGGUUCUGUAACUUCAGUGUGUUAGAUGCUGCCUCUUGUCAAAUACGUACAGCUAAGUAAAUGUACCCUCAAAGUACCUGUUGUAGAACUUGGGUCUAAUGUGUGUCACUCAUUGUGAGCCAGAUAUGUUUCAACCAGGGAUGGAACGAGAACUAGAAUACUCUGCACAAGUAGAGUACAGUUAUCUCAUUAUUACUCAAGUAAGAUUAACUGUGUUGGGAUGUAUUUAAUGAAAAGUACAAAUUAUUAUUAUUACAACAUAUCUGGUCAGCAUGAAUUUCAUGUCGAAUUACAUUAUGAAUAUGCGACCUCUCCCCUGAGCAAUCUCUCAGAUUCAGUGGUCAUUUCUGAAGUGCCAAAUGUCUUUUCUUUCUGAAGUUUUUUCAGAAGGCUGGCUAAGAAGAGAAAAAGGUUUCAAGGCAAACAGGAAGUCAUAGAUAAGUAUUAAACUGUCUUUAAACCAACUUCAUAAUAUUACACUAUUCAUCUCUUCUGUUGAAAGGUUUUUUAAAGGACAAAAAUACCUUGACUCAACGUCCACUUACUAGCUUUUUUGUGACCUUUUGUGUAUAUCCUCUUGUAUGGUAUUCUGAUGGGAGAACUAGUCAUGCAGACAGCCAUGUGAUUAGCCACCAAUUACUUUCAUUUUCCUUCUCCCCCACUGAUGCAGUGUUCUUAAUCCAUGACUAACUUUUACUCAACAGACCCACUACAGCAUACUUGCAAACGCUAACAAGUAUGUGAAAGUAGCUCAAGUAGACCGACAGUCAGCACCUCCAUAAACUCAGCAACAUCCAUUAUACUGCAACAUCUAGCUAUGGUUUGCUAGCAUUUGCCACCAUAACAGUGGUAAUACCGGACCAAGUAAGUUAAGGCUAUUUGUGUAGUGAAUUGAGCAAUGCUGCAUUUAAUUGCUCGUGGGUGCAACUUUUCAUUUUCAAGCAGAAUAAUGUUUUAUUUCUUCCUUCAAAAGUCGCGCUUUAAAUCUUUAUUUCAAACUAGAUAUCCAGAGUGGUUCAUGAGCGCAUUGCCUGAUGUAAGUUACUAUCCGAUACCCAAUACAACCAAACCUGAUUCUACAUUCAAAAUUGUUUUAAAACGGAAGUUAAAAACACAGCUUUUAGCAUUAUGGGUUAAUUUUUAAUGCACGAAUGAAGUACUCUGUUACAUUAAUACAAGUGCGUGUAUUCAGUUACUUCCACCCCUGGUUUCAAGGUUUCAACCCUGAGAUGUGACUCCCUGUAAUUUAUAGGCUUACACUGCCUCUGUGGUUGACAACAAUCCCUGCCUUAGGUAUAAUAAAGUAUUCAUACCUCAA
Micropterus salmoides (largemouth bass) is the source of this 4816-nucleotide messenger RNA. It is a transcript of the gene git2b, whose product is annotated as G protein-coupled receptor kinase interacting ArfGAP 2b. Bases 180 to 2402 code for a protein of 740 amino acids. Lineage: Eukaryota; Metazoa; Chordata; Actinopteri; Centrarchiformes; Centrarchidae. Gene Ontology annotation, molecular function: GTPase activator activity; protein binding. The record is from RefSeq and is a predicted model, not a curated record. Gene Ontology annotation, biological process: regulation of ARF protein signal transduction; brain development. The transcript has 21 exons.